AUGGAAGAAGCAGGGUAUCGGGAGGAUGAUGUACAACAGUUGAAUACUUUCUCUAUUAAGACAAUAUACAGAAAGCUAACCGGUGACUGUCAAAAGGUUGAAUGGAGAAGGAUGAUAUGUAAUAACCAAGCAUCUCCGAGAUGGAUAUUUGUGCUUUACUUGACACUACAUGGAAAGCUCCUAACCAGGGAUAGACUGACUCAGUGGUAUUGCUUGGACAAUGUGGUAUGUCCUUUGUGUGGAGAGGCAAGUGGGAGUAUUAAUCAUCUCUUCUUUGCUUGUGCUUUCUCUUCAGAAGUCUGGAAAAGGCUAUUGGAAUGGCAAGGUAUUCAGAGACAAGCUAUGGGAUGGCAAUAUGAGAAAGAGUGA
Messenger RNA from Nicotiana tabacum (common tobacco), 369 nucleotides. The record is from RefSeq and is a predicted model, not a curated record. NCBI's taxonomy places the organism in Eukaryota, Viridiplantae, Streptophyta, Magnoliopsida, Solanales, Solanaceae.